Messenger RNA from Sinocyclocheilus grahami, 320 nucleotides. RefSeq names its product sister chromatid cohesion protein PDS5 homolog A-like. The transcript is spliced from 2 exons. NCBI's taxonomy places the organism in Eukaryota, Metazoa, Chordata, Actinopteri, Cypriniformes, Cyprinidae. The annotation marks the transcript as partial. The record is from RefSeq and is a predicted model, not a curated record.
GAUGAGUGUUAUCAGGUGCGCCAGAUCUUUGCUCAGAAGUUGCAUGUUGCUCUGGUGAAGCUGUUGUUGCCACUGGAGUACAUGGCUGUGUUUGCAUUGUGCGCUAAAGACCCAGUGAAAGAGCGCCGUGCUCAUGCCAGACAGUGCCUGCUCAAGAACAUCAGUGUCCGCAGAGAGUACAUCAAACAGAACCCCAUGGCCCAUGAAAAGCUGCUGUCUCUCCUGCCAGAAUAUGUGGUGCCAUACAUGAUCCAUCUUCUAGCUCAUGAUCCAGACCUUACCAAACCACAGGAUUUGGAGCAGCUCAGAGACGUCAAAGA